Lolium rigidum is the source of this 1905-nucleotide messenger RNA. RefSeq lists its product as uncharacterized. Gene Ontology annotation, molecular function: metal ion binding; phosphatidylinositol binding. NCBI's taxonomy places the organism in Eukaryota, Viridiplantae, Streptophyta, Magnoliopsida, Poales, Poaceae. The coding region runs from base 228 to 1727 and encodes 499 amino acids. The record is from RefSeq and is a predicted model, not a curated record. The transcript has 6 exons.
UGGAGAACCGGCACAAGGAACUACGCCGUCUCCUCCCUUCGCUUUCGUCUUUCUCUCCCCCUCCGGCGACGCCGCUCCGCUCUGCUUUUGGUUCCCGUCUGCUCCGCCUUCCGAUUCUCCUCCACUCCUGCAUAAUCGGUCCUGUGUUGAACUGAAAGCCCAGAAAGGAUAGAUGAGAGCGGCUGGUACAACCUUCACCCACCUCUGGAACUUAUAUUUAGUCACCGAUGAACAUGACAUCCUCUAGUAAGGUUUCCACCUACCACUCAUUGCCUGCACCAGGAUUUGAAAGCGGUCUUACGGAUGAGAUCCAUUCCAAGGUUAUGGGCACCAUAGGGAAUGUGAUCAACUCGUUCGAUACAAAGUCUCUGCCUAAGCAACUAGAAGGUGCAUUGGGAACAGCUGGAAAUGCCAUUAACUCCUUUGAGUCAAAAUUGGCCGGGAAAAAGCAGUUUGAUUUCGAUGGAGGAAAUGAUUUUCUUGAUGGAUAUGAUGAAUGUCCUGACGACUAUUGGGGCUCUGAACCGCCCAGGGCACAAAAGCCAGUGAACAUUAGAAACCUGCUGGGUGGUAUUGUCGCUAUCAUUGGUCGCAGUUGCAAAAAUGAUGAAAUUCAACAAUCAAAGGGCUCUAAAACUAGCGUCUCAUUCUUGGGGUCAAGUAGUGAUGGAUGUACAUUCUUGCAUUCCUCAGUCUACGCACCAAGUGCUCCCCCGUUGCUUGAUGCGGAAGCCUUGGAUUACAAUAUUUAUAGGGUUGUUUUAGAGGCAGAGCCACCAGAAUGGCUACCCGAUAGUUAUGCUGGCUCGUGCAUGCAGUGUGCUGCUUCUUUCACUGCUAUUACUCGUGGAAGGCACCAUUGCCGAUUCUGUGGAGGGAUAUUUUGCAAGGCAUGUUCAAAAGGGAGAUGUCUUUUGCCAGCAAAGUUUCGUGAGAGAAAUCCACAAAGGGUUUGUGAUGCAUGUUAUGAUAGGCUUGAUCCGUUGCAGAACUUGUUAAUUAUUUCUGUCAGCAAUGCGUCACAAACUGCAAAGCAUGAUGUUAUGGAUUGGACUUCUGCAAGAGGGUGGUUAAACUUGCCGAUUGGAUUAACAAUGGAGCAUGAGAUAUACAAGGCAGCAAUUUCCCUUAGGAGCUAUAAUCAGGUUGCAAAGAUAAACCCAGAAAAAUCUAUUCCGCAUGCAGUCCUUAGUGGAGCAAGUGGACUUGCUAUAUUGACAGUUAUAAAAGCUGGUGCAUUUCUUACAUACAAGCUUGGAACUGGCCUAGUAGUUGCUCGAAGAUCAGAUGGAUCAUGGUCUCCACCGUCUGCUAUAGUUUCAACUGGAUUAGGAUGGGGAGCACAGGUUGGUGGCGAGCUGAUGGAUUUCAUCAUAGUGCUUCAUGGUCAAGAAGCCGUGAAUACCUUCAGCAGCCGAAUGCAUUUUUCACUCGGGGCAGGUUUAAGUGUUGCUGCAGGACCGGUUGGCAGAGUAUUAGAAGCUGACAUGAGAGCUGGUAACAAAGGCUCAGGAGUUUGCUAUACAUAUAGUUGCAGCAAAGGUGCAUUUAUCGGGGUUUCGCUGGAAGGGAACUUUGUUGCCACCAGGAUGGAUGCCAAUCUACGGUUCUACGGUGACCCAUAUCUGACGACCAGUGAUAUACUUAUGGGGAACCUGGAGCAACCAAAUGCUGCUAAAUUUCUGUACAAAGCGUUGGAUGACCUAUACUCGGGUCUGGAUUUUUAGCACGAUGCAGACCUCAGAUUGUAAAUAUUUAUUUUCAUUUCGACUAGCUAUUUGUGUUGCUUGGUUCUGAAAAUGCUAGAUAAACAAAUGCAGCGUGUUGUUCCAGUAGGAUGGAAGUGUAAAGUAACAUGUAAGUCCACGUUAUUAUGAAAUAUGGACAUGCUGGACUUCCCUGUCA